Molecule: messenger RNA, 1513 nt
Organism: Seriola dumerili (greater amberjack)
Lineage: Eukaryota; Metazoa; Chordata; Actinopteri; Carangiformes; Carangidae
Gene: rbm7
Product: RNA-binding protein 7-like
Exons: 5
Coding region: 117-899 (260 amino acids)
Biological process (GO): regulation of alternative mRNA splicing, via spliceosome
Cellular component (GO): nucleus
Molecular function (GO): single-stranded RNA binding
Source: RefSeq, a predicted model, not a curated record
UGGCAUUUCACUUUUCGGCAACCUAGGCCUUCCGUUUAUAUUCUGCAUAGUGAUUUUUAUACGCUAAACGUUAGCAUUUAUAUCACCUGGAUAGCGCUCAUAUUUGCUUAAAUACAAUGGGAAUAGAGGAAGAAACGGACCGGACGCUCUUCAUAAGAAAUUUAGAUCAAAGAGUGACGGAGGAGCUUUUGUUCGAGCUGUUUUUACAGGCAGGACCACUCACCAAAACUAAAAUUCCUAAAGACUCGGAUGGGAAACAAAAAACAUUCGGUUUUGCCGUUUACAAACACGAAGUGUCCGUGCCAUACGCCAUGCAGCUACUCGACGGGACAUCGCUAUUUGGGAGGACUAUUCAUGUGCAGUUCAGAUCGGGUAGCAGUCAUAGCAGCAGUCCAGGGAACUCGCAGAAUUCAAGUCCUGCAAAUACCCCAAAUCCCCACGGCCAGAGGACCCCAAUCCAGUUCAGUUCUCCACCAUAUACUCCGCCCCAAAUGCAGAGAUCCUUUUCAACUCCCGAUAAUUUGCAGAAGCAUGCCAUGAUGAACAACCUGAUGUGGCAGCUCCACAUGCAGCAGCUUGAGCAGAUAAAUGGCAGCUUCUCCAAGCCUCUACAGAGGCAGCCGACUGCAAGCGGAAAUUCUGGUGGAGGUGGCUCAAGGCAACAUGAUAAUGUCCCCUACCGGCAUCCGUCCCACACGAGCAGUGGCGCUAGAAACCAGCGCUAUGCAGAUGACUCAAGUUCCGGCCGACAACAGCAACACAGCCACAGCCGGGACAACUAUCACCAUCAGAGCGACAGGAGCGGCAGCCGUCACCAUGACAGCAGAGGUGGACACAGACAUCACGACGACAGAGGCAGCAACCGUGGCUACCAAGAUAAUAGAUGGCGACGGUACUAAUACAUGCUAAGGAUUUCUGUAAAGACUUCAGUUCUUCACAGAUUUGUGCGCAGCUUCCUAAAGAAGAGCAUGAAUUUUGUUGAUAAAUUCACAUGUAUACUCAGGUUGUUUGUACAUGAUCCUACCAGUUUGAAGAUUUAAUAAUCCAAGCCUUAGAGCCAUUUUUGUUUACUUUUAAGGCGUUUUUAAAUUUGUAAAUUACUUUCAUGUGAGUAUUUCCUCACAGAUGUCCCUCUAUAUAUUUAGAGGGGAAGAACUGUCUUAGAGCAAGGACAAAAAAAAAAAAUCAGAUAUGACUGGUUUUCAUAUUUGGAAGACAUGUAAACAAAAAAAAGAUUUAAGAUAUUGGCCAGUUUUUAUGUUAUGCAAAUUGUAUUUAAAUGGUGCUCUCAGAAUUUUUAAAUCUUCAGGUAUUUUUCAAAACAGAACGAGUGUCAGCUAAAUAUUUCACCAGCACCACUAUUACUGCAAUAGGGCACCAUCCUUUCUUAUUGUUAGAUUAGUUGACCUUGCUCUUUCUAAAAAUGGCUUUAUUUUAUUUUUUUAUUCUGAGUCUGUAUGACGAACUGUUUUACAAAAAACAUUUUCAUUCUUAUAAAUCUCCUUUCAUUGAC